Messenger RNA from Acinonyx jubatus (cheetah), 5181 nucleotides. RefSeq names its product SID1 transmembrane family member 1 (gene SIDT1). The coding region runs from base 760 to 3267 and encodes 835 amino acids. Lineage: Eukaryota; Metazoa; Chordata; Mammalia; Carnivora; Felidae. The transcript is spliced from 25 exons. The record is from RefSeq and is a predicted model, not a curated record. Gene Ontology annotation, cellular component: membrane.
AUUGCUUUUAUGACUGUACAUAUUUAAUACAUACAGCGAGGGAGAGAGAAAGCGAUGAUGUGAAGGACUCCUGGAGAAGAGAAGAUGAUAAGGAAAUAAAACAGGUGUCUGGGAAGGGUUGCUGUUAGAGAAGGAAGAACUGAGCAUUAAUAGCCAUCAUUCAGAUGGGCAGGAGUUCUCUGCAGGUAGCAGACAGGAAAAGCGAACUCGUGCACCCUCUUUGGGGACAGGCUCUGUUGCUUUCUAUUUCUUCUCUUGCAGCCAGGGUACACAUUUACUUGAAACAGACUGUUAUUUCCUGUUCGGUGGCUGGUCAGGUUGACUCUUUAAGACUAGUGAACAUUUCUAAUGUAUCUUAUGCCUUUUUUUUUUUUUUUUUUUUUUUUUUUUUUUGAGGUUGAGUAGGGAAGAGAUCUGUUGAAAUUCUAGCUGGGUAAGUGGGGGAUUCUCAGAAAUGAGAAAGGGGGAAGGAAAACGAUGUAGAAGCCGGAGAGCACAGCAACAGCCCGAGACCCCCCUACCCCCCGCCUCCACUACUCUCGGCCCGCGACCUCCCGCGGAGACCCCAGGCGGCUGCAUCAAUAUUUGAUCGACCCUUCGCCCGCGCGCGCGUUGCCAGCACUCGCCGGUGGGGCUUGCCUGGCAUCGUCCGCGCUGCGCUGUAGCGCCGGGGCCCGCAGGGGGCUUUGGAAGGACCAGCUCUGCGCUCGCCCCCUCGCCAGGGCGGCUCUGCUUUGCGGCAGGGGCGCGGCGCCCACCAUGCGGGGCUGCCCGCGGCUGGCGCUGCUCUGUGCGCUGCUGCCCUGGCUCCUGCGGGCGGCGGCACCCCCGCGCCCCGCGCAACCCCUGGCGCGCGGAGACCCCCGCGACCCCGCCAGGGGCGCCGAUUUCGAUCGCGUCUACAGCGGCGUGGUGAGCCUCAGCACCGAGAACAUCUACUCCUUCAACUACACCAGCCAGCCUGGCCAGGUGAAUGCUGUGCGGGUAUAUGUGAACAGUUCCUCCGAGAACCUCGACUACCCAGUCCUCGUUGUGGUUCGCCAGCAAAAAGCGGUUCUGUCCUGGCAGGUUCCUCUGCUCUUCCAAGGACUAUACCAGAGGAGUUACAACUACCAGGAAGUGAGCCGCACCUUAUGUCCCUCCGAAGCAACCAAUGAAACAGGACCUCUGGAGCAACUGAUAUUUGUAGAUGUAGCCUCCAUGGCACCCCUGGGGGCCCAGUACAAACUGCUGGUUACCAAGAUCCAGCACUUCCAGCUACAGACAAAUGUUGCCUUUCACUUCACUGCCAGCCCCUCUCAACCUCAGUAUUUUCUAUACAAAUUUCCUGAUGAUGUGGACUCAGUUAUUAUUAAAGUCAGGUCUGAAAUGGCUUAUCCAUGUUCUGUUGUCUCAGUCCAGAAUAUCAUGUGCCCAGUAUAUGAUCUCGACCACAAUGUGGAAUUUAAUGGUGUCUAUCAGUCCAUGACCAAGAAAGCUGCCAUUACACUGCAGAAGAAGGAUUUUCCAGGCGAGCAGUUCUUCGUGGUAUUUGUGAUAAAGCCUGAAGAUUAUGCCUGUGGAGGAUCUUUCUUUAUCCAGGAAAAGGAGAACCAAACCUGGAAUCUACAACGAGCAAAGAACCUUAAAGUGACCAUUGUUCCUUCCAUUAAAGAAACUAUUUAUGUGAAAUCCAUCCUUCUCAGUUUCCUCAUCUUCUUCUCCUUCUACUUGGGAUGCCUGCUUAUUGCGUUUGUUCAUUAUAUCAGAUUUCAAAGAAAAUCCAUUGAUGGAAGCUUUGGUUCCAGUGAUGGCUCUGGAAAUAUGGCGGUGUCACAUCCCAUUGCUGCCAGCACCCCUGAAGGAAGCAAUUAUGGGGCAAUAGAGGAGUCAAGCUCCAGUCCUGGCAGGCAGAUGUCCUCCUCCGAUGGUGGGCAGCCAUGCCAGUCGGACACGGACAGCUCUGUGGAGGAGAGUGACUUCGACACCAUGCCAGACAUUGAGAGUGAUAAGAACAUCAUCCGGACCAAGAUGUUCCUUUACCUGUCAGAUCUGUCCAGGAAGGACCGGAGGAUUGUCAGCAAAAAAUAUAAAAUUUAUUUCUGGAACAUCAUCACCAUUGCUGUGUUUUAUGCACUGCCUGUGAUCCAGUUGGUCAUCACCUACCAGACAGUGGUGAAUGUCACAGGCAAUCAGGACAUCUGCUACUACAACUUCCUCUGUGCUCACCCAUUGGGCGUCCUGAGUGCCUUCAACAACAUUCUCAGUAACCUGGGCCACGUGCUCCUGGGCUUCCUCUUCCUGCUGAUAGUCUUGCGCCGAGACAUUCUCCAUCGCAGAGCCCUAGAGGCCAAGGACAUCUUUGCCAUGGAUUAUGGGAUUCCUAAACACUUUGGUGUUUUCUAUGCUAUGGGCAUCGCGUUGAUGAUGGAAGGAGUGCUCAGUGCUUGUUACCAUGUCUGUCCUAAUUACUCCAACUUCCAAUUUGACACCUCCUUCAUGUACAUGAUCGCCGGCCUCUGCAUGCUGAAGCUCUACCAGACCCGCCACCCAGACAUCAAUGCCAGUGCCUACGCUGCCUACGCCUCCUUCGCGGUGGUCAUCACGCUCACCGUCCUCGGAGUGGUGUUUGGAAAAAACGACCUGUGGUUCUGGAUCAUCUUCUCCGCAAUCCAUAUCUUGGCAUCUCUAGCCCUUAGCACCCAGAUCUACUACAUGGGUCGUUUCAAGAUAGAUGUGUCUGACACAGAUUUGGGGAUUUUCCGAAGGGCCGCUAUGGUGUUCUACACGGACUUCGUCCAGCAGUGCAGCCGGCCUCUGUAUAUGGAUAGAAUGGUGUUGCUCAUCGUGGGGAAUCUGGUUAACUGGUCCUUCGCCCUCUUUGGACUGAUCUAUCGACCCCGGGACUUCGCUUCCUACAUGCUGGGGAUCUUCAUCUGUAACCUGCUGCUCUACCUGGCCUUUUACAUCAUCAUGAAGGUGAGAGUGGGCACCGGGAGCCGCCCGCCCUGGGUCCGAAAAGGCCGCGAGCUGCAUCUGCUUUCCAUCCACAGCUCCGCAGCUCGGAGAAGCUCCUCCCCAUCCCGCUCUUCUGCAUCGUGGCCACGGCUGUGGUGUGGGCCUCCGCUCUGUACUUUUUCUUCCAGAAUCUCAGCAGCUGGGAGGGAACCCCAGCCGAAUCCCGGGAGAAGAACCGGGAGUGUAUCCUGCUCGAUUUCUUUGAUGACCAUGACAUCUGGCACUUCCUCUCUGCCACAGCCCUGUUUUUCUCAUUCUUGGUUUUGUUAACCCUGGAUGAUGACCUGGACGUGGUUCGGAGGGACCAGAUCCCUGUCUUCUGAGCCUCCAGCACUAAGAAAGGGAGGGGGAGCAAUCGAUCUCGGUGCUGUUUCAUGAAAAUACAGGGACCGCAGCAAAGUCACCACUGCCAAAUGCUCCACUCACCUCGUCAGGUCAACUUGGUGUGCGCUCACACAGGGAGGACAGGGGCAGGAGGGAGAUUCAAACCUGCAAGAAGGGAGGCGGAGGGGAAGCCACGGGUCUGGACAGAGGCAAUCCCUGAAGAGUCUAGAGACACCCAUCCCCUUGUGUUUGCAGCCCUGAGCUAAACGUGGACGCAAGCUGCAUCCAAGUCAACUCUGUCUUAGGACCCCUCCCGCCCUCCUCUGAGACUCGACGGCAAGGACAGAGUGAUGCUGCCCUCUUCUGUCCAGCUGCCUUCAGGCCCGGAGAGGCCAGCAGCUCAGAUCUCCUGCCCAGACACUUUUUAGAUGGGCCCCCUUCGCACCCCCACGAUAUCUGCUGCUUGACACAUCCCAGAGCACCAGCUCGCUUCUCCAGAGUCCAGGGGUGAUACAGCUCCUCAGAGUCUGGUGGAGGGCUGAACCCACGCCCUAGGGCUUAGUAGGACCAGCUAGUCACCUCCUUGGAAGGAACUCUGUAUGCGUCCCCCAGGUUCCUGACCCCAUUAGAAGGGCUCUGGAUUGGGCUUUGUCACGCACUCAUCCUAACAGGUAACUGUUCCCAGGACCACGGCUUGGGUGCUCACCUACUUGUUAGUGUCUUCAUGCCACCACUGUGUGUUGACCCCACAACUCAGGCUCUACUUUCCUGGGUUAGGCCCCGGCGUUCUCUCACCAGCUCCAAAAACUCUUCUAGCAGCAGAAGGAGUGAGAGAAAUGACCGACAGGGCUAAGAGACUGGUGACAUCAGCCUCCUGCAAACAGACCUCACCCUAAGGAAGUGGGUGCCUAGAGCACAUGCAGCAAAGCUGAAAUUGCCUCCUCGAGCGUCCAAUUCUAACAGCUCGAUUCUGUGCCCAUGUCACCUGUGGGGAAUAAAUAAUUGUUCAAACCAGGGAUGCUGCAUUGGGGGUCCUCUGCCACCGACCAAGCCCCUUACCUGUCACUUGAGGCAGGUUAGGGCCUCCAGAUUUUCUCUCUGAAGUUCUCUAGAAGUAACUCUCAGGAUGAACACAUUUUACUCAUCCUCUUGAGUUGCAGAGAGCAAGCUGAUUGAGGAUUGCUUCUUGGUUGCACCGGAUUCUCAUUCUCUCGCCAGUAAGGUGCUGCAAAGCCCACUUCACUGCCACCGUCUGACAUCUCUGCCCCUGCCACGCCCCAUUUGGACCACGCACCCGUGGUACCUGGAGGAAGAUGUAAUCAGAAAAGAGACAUAUGAAUGUGCACCCUAUAUAUAUUUGCCUGUGAAGUUGAAGUCACCUGUCACCUCUGCUUUCCUGAUCGUUCAUUAGGGAAAUGGAUCAGGCGUCCUUUUUGUUUAAAAAAGUAUUACUCUGUCUCUAAAAUAUUUGUAUAAUGUUCAAAGUCACAUUGCAGAAGUUUCAAUAGCAAACUUUCCCGGAUUUUAAAAACACAAAGAUGCUUUUAAUGAAACUUUUUGUGAUUUUCUUUUCUAAAAUGUUCCCAAACCUAUCAUUGCUUUUCUACUAUUCUUCCUUCCUUAAAAACUGUUGGCUUCCAUAGGCUAUAUAAAGGCCACCUAUAAAAAUAGUUGUGAUAGUCUAACAUCUAAAACAAAUUUCGAAUCCAUUUAAUAAUGGCUCAUUUGACCUAAUUCUUUUAUUUUAAUGCACUGAUGGCUUCAAUCAAAAAAAAAAAAAAAAGGUGCACUAAGGAAAUGUGGACAAAGUCUGUUCAAGUGGCCCUGUGGCCCAAAGUGAAUAAAUUGUGAGAUGCGUUA